Prunus mume (Japanese apricot) is the source of this 1424-nucleotide messenger RNA. It is a transcript of the gene CMPG2, whose product is annotated as CYS, MET, PRO, and GLY protein 2. Gene Ontology annotation, molecular function: ubiquitin protein ligase activity. Lineage: Eukaryota; Viridiplantae; Streptophyta; Magnoliopsida; Rosales; Rosaceae. Gene Ontology annotation, biological process: protein ubiquitination. The record is from RefSeq and is a predicted model, not a curated record.
CUUCUUUAAACGCACAGCUCCUCUUUGUCUUCUCCAUUCUUUCUCCGAUUUCUCUCUCUCUCUCCCUCUCUCUCUCCCCUUUUUCCAUUCUCUCCCUCCACCCGAAUUCACAGACACAGAGAAGAUGGUGAGGGACGACCUGUACAUCGCGGUGCCUAGUUUCUUCCGGUGCCCAAUUUCCCUCGAAGUCAUGAAAUCCCCUGUGAGCCUCUGCACCGGCGUCACCUACGAUCGCACCAGCAUCCAGCGCUGGCUCGACGACGGCAACAACACGUGUCCCGCCACCAUGCAAGUCCUCCACACCAAAGACUUUGUCCCCAAUCGCACCUUGCACCGCCUCAUCCAGAUCUGGUCCGACUCGCUCCGCCCCCACCGGGUCGACUCAGUCGACACCGACUCGCCUUCUUCCCCUUCCGAGUUACCGGCUAGGGACCAGGUCAGCGACCUAAUCCAGUGCAUGGACUCCGAGCCCUCCUCCGCCUCCUCGCUUGACUCGCUGUCGAAGGCUCUGUGCUUGUGCGUCGACUUUAUCGGCGGCGGUGACAAUGCCGUGGACGGCGCUCAAAUCGGCGUCCUGGAGCAAGCAGUGACGAUCAUCCAUUUGUUGCUGGACGACGAAAUCCAAGAGCGCGAGGAGCUCAUGAGAUGGAUGUUAAAGAAGACCGGCCGCGACUGCCUGGCGUCGCUGCUCGUCGUCCUUCAACAAGGAAGUGCGGACGCUCGAAUCGCAUCGGCUAGGAUUUUGGAGUCAAUCGCGGUCAACGCUGAGGCCAAGUUCCUAAUUGCCGAGAAAGACGGCCUGCUGUCCGAAUUGCUGAAAUUGACGGGUCCGGAAAAGGACCCGACCCUGAUCGAGGCGGGUCUUUCGUGCCUAAUCGCGGUGUCGACGCCGAGGAGGGUGAAGGUGAGGCUGGUCCAUUUGGGAGCCGUGAAGUGGCUGUCGAAGCUGCUGGGGGACCCGAACUCGGCGACGUCGACGAUCGAGAAGGUUCUCAAGGUGCUCGAAAUGGCGUCGUCGGUGAAGGAAGGGAGGGCGAAGAUAUGUGAGGACGGGAAGUGCGUGGCGGGAAUCGUGCAGAGGCUACUGAAAGUAUCGGGUGCGGCGAUGGAGCACGCGGUGACGAUACUGUGGAGCGUGUGCUAUUUGUUCAAGGAACGGGCCGCGCAGGAGGCGGUUGCCAAGGCGAAUGGGUUGACCAAGAUCUUGCUGUUGAUGCAGAGCAACUGCUCGCCGGCUGUUCGUCAAAUGUCGGCCGAUUUGCUCAAGAUUUUUCGGGUCAAUUCCAAAUCGGUUAUUUCUUGUUAUGAUACUAAGACCACUCAUAUCAUGCCCUUUUGAGAAGGGGAAAAAAAAAACAGAAGAAACAAACGAUUGUAAAUGACACAAAUUUUGUUAGUGAAUACAAACGGAGAAAUUCAUUUAA